GUACCCAACGGCUGGCAGUUCGAGACAAGGAUAAAGCGAUUUUUUUCAAGAGAGGAAAAUCUGGGUUUAGUUCUUUAUAUUUCAGCUGAUAUAUACCAAAAAUUGAAUCCUGGUUUCCGUCGGCGAAGAAUAUGAAAGAGAAUGGAUAAAUUCCGGCAUAUAUGGAGGGGGCAGCUGUUGGUUGGUAUGAGGGAUAUUGGCCAAGCAACAAUAUGGACCAACAACAACAGCUAUCUAUCCCCCAUUGGUUGGAACCUGAAAAUGACCUACAUAGCUGAGUAUUCUGACCUCUGGAGCAAAGUGUUGGAGUCUGAGCCCACAGUCUUGUCCCAGGAUUCGUAUACAAAGAUCAAGGACAAGUACGUAUCCGUCUUUAUCAUCACUUCAUCCACGCCAGAGUUUCUUCAGUUGACAAAAGAAUUGAAUCAGUUCAGCAAGGCUAGAAUCAUACUUUGGUGUGAACCAAAGGACACGGAAAUCACAUUAAUCCCUCGCUGUAAGGAAACCAUGCGGUUAGGGAUGUGGGAGCCUCCUGAGGAAUACCAUCCCUUCCUCUACAUGCUGAUGAUUUCCAAGAUUUUCUCCCAAAGGAAAGCUAUGAAGCAAGCAUAAAGAAAACAUUUACCUUCAGGUUUAAUGUCUCAGAAAUUAAUAGAAAAUAAGAGGAUAAUGAGAAGUCAGGGGAAGGCUUGUGACAAGAAGAGCUUUUGCUAGAACACACAUAAGCUGAAAUUGAUCUUUAGUUCCAAAAGACAAAAAAAAAAGACCUGAUUUUGGUUAAAGCCAAGCAUGCUAAAGAGGAGUACCAAAGGGGAGUUAGACCAGGCCUUGAAGACCAUCACGCCUGAUUCUCAUUUGCAAUCUUUCAGAAACUUACUUGCAAAACUUCCUAAAACCUAUAUGAAAAGAGUCCCAGAAUCUCUGAUGCCAAAAAAGAUAAAUUCUGAACUUCCUGCUUCUCCCAACAAGAAUGAAGAACUUAAAGAUAAUGAAGAUCAGGAGAAUAUACAGCAGAGGAUAGAAGAGGAUGUAGCUGAAGAUUCAGAAGUAAAAGAGAUGGAAAAAAAAGAUGGUAAAAGCAAUGUAAAAGGAUGCCUUGAUAAUAUCAGAGAAUUCAUCUACACCAAAUUUGGCAAUAAGCGAAAAUCAGAGUGCACCGAAAGUCCUUGGAAUAUUGCAAGCCAAGCAAAAAAGCCUCGAAUCAUUGAUUUGUAGGAUUGCCCAACAGAGAACAUCUUGAAUCAAUGCAACGCACUAGCUGAGUCUGAAAUAAGACCAGGAUGCAAACUCUGCGGAGCACACCUCAAAUUUUCCUGGAAGCAUUUGGUUAAGGGUCUCCAAAAUCCCAUGGUAGCAUUCUCAAACUGUGCUGGACAAGCAUAUAACCUCCAUUUCUUACAAGAUCAUCUAAGGUGGCAUAGGUCAUCUCAUGUGCUCGACAAAAAUGUGUUGCAUGUUUCAAAGAUUGAGAUAUCAAUAAUCUCACUUGAUUUCGACCCACUACAACUGACAUCUCUUCCAUGGCUAGAGGGACUUUCUCCAAUUGGAGAUGACCUAGAAUUACUAGGAUCAGCUGCUAACCAGUUGGAAGAUGAACAAGAUUUAGAUUCUACCAUCCUUGGGGAGGAAUGUGCUGCUGCAUUUGCAAAACUGUGUUCUGGACUUGGGAACUGUUUUGCUUUGGGAUACUCCUUGCUGUCUAGAAGUUUAGCACUGUCUGUCAUCAAAUCUGUGCAAGCUUAUCAGAACUUUGACUUUGGUCUGAAAGAAAUGGAUAUUGAAUAUGGAAAGGCCAAUCACUUGAUGCCUCUGGACAAAAGUAAUCUUUAUGAUACACAAAUAUACUAUCCUUUUGUGCAUGAAGUUUGCGGUGUAUUCAAGAUGUUCUCUGUUGGGCAUCCUGACAAAUCAAUGAUUCGAGGCUUUUUGCUUGGGCUUUGCAAUAUCUCCAAGGACUUUUCGGUGCACUCUGAUUUUCGCUUAUUGCCAAAUUUGGUCUACAUCCUCUUCUAUCCUCUGCUGUAUAUUCUCCUGAUCUUCAUUAUCUUUAAGUUCUUCAUUCUUGUUGGGAGAAGCAGAAGUUAUGGGCCAAUGAAAUUGCUUAGACAAAGCAAAACUUUUCUCUGCCACAGCAAAUGUUCUCUCCUGAAUCUCGUGUUCUUCUUUUAUCCUAAUACUGUUAGUGCCCUUGAGAACACUCUUACCAGAAUUUAUCUUUUUGGCAUCAGAGAUCUGGGACUCUUUCAUAUAGGUUUUAGGAAGUUUGCAAUUGAAUAUGGGUCAUACACUUCUUCCUUCCUCCUUUCUCUCUGCAAUUUCUCAUUCCCCUUGCUCUCACCAGCAGCGUCCACCAGCUCAGUGGUGCCUCUUGAGCGGUCGGUCUUCCUUGAUUUGCUUCCUUUGGAGAAAUCUUGGAAAUCAUCAGCAUGUAGAGGAAGGGAUGGUAUUCCUCAGGAGGCUCCCACAUCCCUAACCGCAUGGUUUCCUUACAGCGAGGGAUUAAUAAACUCUGGCGUGGAUGAAGUGAUGAUAAAGACGGAUACGUACUUGUCCUUGAUCUUUGUAUACGAAUCCUGGGACAAGACUGUGGGCUCAGACUCCAACACUUUGCUCCAGAGGUCAGAAUACUCAGCUAUAUGUGAACCAGACCACCUGUCACCCUGCUCAUUAUUAGCAUUUGCAGUCCAGCUCACGUGCUCCCUCUUGAACUGCGAUAUAAUCUCUCACCAUCCUGGCAGAUGCAGAUGUCCAUUUGACUUUUGCCUGAUGACAGACUUGAACAGUUGGCAUGGAAGAGAUGUCAGUUGUAGUGGGUCGAAAUCAAGUGAGAUUAUUGAUAUCUUUAACCAGAAGGACCAUUCAAAAACAGAAAGUUUCGAAGCAAGUGCAUCUCAAGAAGAAUGCCUUGCAUCCUGCAGUUUGGAUACAAUAGAGCUAAAUAAUUCUGAUACAUCUGUGAAGAAUCUCUCCACAUCUGUUGUUCAUGAUAGUAUUGCAUUGAAAAUUAGGUCAAGUUUUGAGAGAGUGCCAGAUGCACAGAUGAAGGAAGAGUAUCUACUAAAAAACAGUUUUGCAUCUUCAAAUUUAAAUGAUUCGACUGUUUCACAUGAUGUAUAUAGUCCGAGUAAUAGUUCACAAACCUCAAUCUUUGAAACAUGCAACACAUCUGUAAAUGCAAGAAGUACUUGUACAGAACCACUGGUACUACAGCAGCUUAAAAAGAAAAUUAAUCUUUGGCAAGAUAGCCUAAAUUCAAAAUCCAGUAUAUCCAUGAAUAAAGGCAUUACAGCUCUGGCAGAUUUCAUAAAAAAACCAACAAGCAUUCCUCCUGAAAUAAGAAAAGAAAUUUUUUUUCCAGAAGAUGAAUUAAGUAAGUCAAGCCUCCGUAUGAAGAAGGCAUUGCUCAGCAACCUGUUAAAUCCAAGUGAAAGAAGUCUGCAGCUGGAGGAACAUGUUUCAAAGAAAGUUGUUGCAGUGGUAUGUAAAGAAGAGUGUUGUGAUGAUAUAAAAGCUUGUCUUCCCAAACCACUUUCACAGGAUAAUAAGUACCCUUUCCCAGAGAGUGAAAAGCACUUCAGAGAAGGAACCCAGAGACCGAGAAAAGUGAUAGAGAGUAAGAAGGUUCUUCUUAAUCUUCUUGAACCAUCUGAGCUUAAUUGGGAUGAUGCUGUGUCAGGCAUUUCAAAAUCAACUUUUCAGUCAUCAAAGUACUUACAUUUGCUUAGUGCAAGUGAAAAUGAUGUGUUAAAAGCAAAGCACUUUUGUCGAGCACAUGAGAUGACCUAUGCCACCUUAGAUGAUCUUGUAAGAAAUGGAGGUUAUAUGCUUGUCCAGCACAGUUCUGUAGAUAAGUUGUUAUCAUCUCCACACCUGACAGUUUGGUGUACUCAGCCAAAUAUCAAGUUUGGUGUUUAUACAGCUCUGUCAUCACUACAGAAAAAUAAUGUCAGUCCAGUGAUGACUUCCAAAUGGUUGCUGCUCCUCCAUCACACAGCUAUGGUGGAUCCAUUGCUUGUAACAGUAUUGGAACAAGAACUGAAAGACUGGAACAGUCAUACUUCUCAUCACCCCAGUAUUGUCAUUCCUUUUCUUACCCUUAAGAUUUGCUAUUGCAGCCUUUUGAAUAGCACAAGAGCAAAUGCAGCGGAAAUUUCAGCAUGCAGAAUUCUUCAGAAGAAUCUUGUUCUCCUCAUCAA
This is a messenger RNA of Penaeus monodon (black tiger shrimp), 4196 nucleotides long. RefSeq lists its product as uncharacterized. Lineage: Eukaryota; Metazoa; Arthropoda; Malacostraca; Decapoda; Penaeidae. The record is from RefSeq and is a predicted model, not a curated record.